Clunio marinus is the source of this 1719-nucleotide messenger RNA. Lineage: Eukaryota; Metazoa; Arthropoda; Insecta; Diptera; Chironomidae. The record is from the annotation of a GenBank genome assembly.
AUGGAACUAUCAAAGACUUUAAACGUGUUUAAGAAAUUUAUUUUAUUCUUCUUGUCAUUACAUAUUUUACAAAUCGAAUCACAAGCUUCUGAAAACAGACACAAAGUUGUAAUAAUUGGUGCAGGAAUUUCUGGAUAUUCAGCUGCAGCAAGAUUAAUAGAAAAUGGAGUUGAAGACAUUGUCAUCCUCGAAGCAGAAAAUCGAACUGGUGGAAGAAUUCAUAGCGUUCCAUAUCGAGAUGGUUUUAUUGAUUUAGGAGCUCAAUGGGUGCAUGGACAAGAUGGAAAUAUAAUUUAUGAAAGGUUUAGUAACUACUUCGACUUUGGUGACACAGGAUUUGACUUUGCUGAUUAUUAUUUUCAUCAAUCUGAUGGAGUUUCUUUGAAUCAGAAUCAUACGACGAUGUUAGAUAAUUUAGCAAAUGAAGUUCUGUGGAAUUCUUUUGAUCGAAUGGUUCAUUAUGGUGGAUCAUUUGGAAGUUUCUUUGAAAGAUUUUAUACAAAAGGUUUAAUGAACCAGAAGUUUAUUAAUGUCCCAUGGGCAUUGGCACAUCAAAUGCAAGAUUACCAUCACAACAGGGUGAACACUUACUUUGGAACCACCAGUUGGUUUGACAUUUCAGCACAGAUUAUGGCAGCUCAAGGGACGAAAACUGGCAGUAAUUGGUUGACAUGGAGACAAAGUGGAUAUAAAACAGUUUUUGACUUUAUUACAAAAAAACUUCCAGAUCCGAGUCAGUACUUGGACGUUGAAAGUAAAAUUCAAUUGAACAAAGAAGUUACAAACAUCGCAUGGGGCGACAACUUAGCGAUCAUUAAAUGUGCUGAUGGUUCUGAAUACACCGCAGAUUACGUUGUUUUUACAGCAUCUCAUGGUGUUUUAAGAGCGCACUAUGAAAGUUUGUUCACGCCUAAACUUCCCGAUCGAAAAAUAUUAGCGAUUGAGAAUAUUGGAUAUGGAUCAUUAGAGAAGAUUUUUCUUGAAUUCGCAAUACCAUUUUGGCCAACUGAUCCAAAUUGGGUUCAGUACACAAUUCUUUGGUCACAAGAAGACAUCAAUGCAGUGACAGGAACUGAUCGAGAAUGGCUUCUUGACACGAGAGCUUUCUUCAAAGUUGACGGAUUUCCAAAUCUUUUGAGCGCAUUCUUCAUUGGAGCAAAUAUCAAAGAUUUUGAACAGUUUACUGGCGAAAAAAUUGCGAACGACUGCAUGUGGUUAUUGGAAAGGUCGCUUAGAAAAUCUUUGCCACGUCCAAUUAAUGUUCAACGAACUCAAUGGAUAACUGAAAAGAACUUCUUGGGAUCAUAUUCGAUUUUAUCAAUGGACACUGCUCGUAAUGGAGUGUCACCAUUUGAUUUAGCUGAACCAUUAUUCAAUAGCAAUCGACGACCGAUUAUAUUCUUUGCUGGUGAAGCAACAUAUUUUGCAUUCACUGGUUACACCGAUGGUGCUAUGGCUUCUGGUUACCUGGCUGCUGAUGAGAUCUUAAGACACAGUCAUGGAAAUCGAAACACUUUUCAUAAGUAUUUAAGUUUAAUUAUUUUAUUUUAUGCAUCACUUUCGAUCAAAAUUUAAAUGUUUUAUUUAUUUAAUGACCCAUUGAAAAUUUACAAGAAAAUUUUAUUAAAAAAAUGAAAAGUUUAUCAAAAUCCACUGCAACAUAAAAAUUGAUCAGUUCGACAUCUUGCAAUAGAAAUUUGAAUUUUUCUGCAAUUCCAC